Messenger RNA from Anopheles coustani, 1824 nucleotides. RefSeq lists its product as uncharacterized. The transcript has 5 exons. Lineage: Eukaryota; Metazoa; Arthropoda; Insecta; Diptera; Culicidae. The record is from RefSeq and is a predicted model, not a curated record. Bases 438 to 1463 code for a protein of 341 amino acids.
AUCGUGGUGUCGUACGGAACGUGUUGGUGCAUUUGUGUUGUGUGCUUGGUGGUCGGUUCCGCUUCAGCGGAUUAUCGCUGCGAUCUCAUCGACGCAGAGCCCCAUUAGCGAAGUUGUCGUGCAGAUUUCUUCGUAAAACCGGAUAUAAAAAGAUAAAUUUCAAAGCAAAGUUCCACGUGCGUUUCGUAAUCCAGUGGCACACCGUCAAGGACUCGUCAAAGAGAAACACAGUGAUUUGAGACAUAAAAAAGACCGGGACUUUGAAAACUCUCGUCCCUUAAACCCAACAGCGGCGUCAAUCAGAAAAACCGCUCCGUUAGGGGAUCAGUUCGUACUUUUUUUUUCCCGGUUUCCUAGCCGCCGAAAAGCAUUUCCCGAAAUACCACCAACACCAGGUGACUGCGGCCCUGUCACCCCCUCACGACCCCCCGGGAAGGAUGGAACUCUCGCGGAUAAAAGCCCUUUACUGUGGCAUCAUAUUUCAGCUGCUGUUUACCCUCGCUCUACCGCUGCCCUACACAAAGUAUGGCCGUACCUGCAGCGAUAUCGGUUGCCUGUCCAGCCAGGUGUGCGUGAUGGUCCACGACUCGUGCUCGCUUGGGCAACGCGAGGGUAACGAUUGUGGCCGGUACCCGACCUGCAAAAAGAACACCGAUCCCAGCGUCAAUGCCGGACCGAGUGCGGGAGCAAGCAACGUGUACAACAACGGUCCACGUCCGUCGGCUCCGGUCGGAAAUGGUGGGGACGAUGAUGUCCUUGGAACGCUCGGUCUCAACCCGAACAAUCCGUACGGCCAGCGGCCGACACCGGCCCCAACCCGUCCAGCUUCGUCCGGUGGACUUUAUCCGUUGCUUCCGACCGACAACAAUCCGGGCAAUCGCUACGGUGGCGGAAACAACGGCUAUAACGGAGGUGGUGGAGGAAACAACGGCUAUAACGGAGGCUCUGGAGGAAACAGUUACAACGGAGGUGGUGGAGGUUACGGAGGAGGUGGUGGUGGUGGAUCUCGACCGGGACAAUUCGAUGGCGCCGGUGGAAACAUCGUCGUGCCGACGCAGAAACCGCCCGCCUCGAGCGGAGGCUUCUUCGGCGGAAUCCUGAGCGGUGUCCAGAAUGCCGUCUCGAACGCGGUCAAGCAGCAGGUCGGAACGUACAUCAACCAGCGACUCGGCAUUGGACCGGCGGCCGGUGGUGCCGCGGGUGGAGCCGGUGGACUCGGUGGCCUGUUCGACGCACGCAACCUCAUCGACAACAAGAAAUUUGGUGGCCUGUUCUCGGAGAACAAACCGGCCGGUGGUGGCCAAGCUUCCGGUGGUACGCCCGUUGCCGGACCGGGCGGAUAUCCGGUGACCGUCGAUCAGCGUACGUCGGCCUCGAACUACUACGCCCAGCCGCAACAAUCGUACGGCCAGUACAACGCCGGCACCCGUACGACGGCACGCCCAGGCUACGGGUGGAACUAACUCUACCCACACCAAUACUCACCUCGCACCAACGCCACCGCAAGGGCAGCUAUAUAUCGUACCCUAUAACCUCCAUAUAUGAUAUUACUUGGCACUACAUGAAGAAACAAACGAGUGUAUACACAACAUGCCAAACCAUUUCCACUCGACAAUGUCCUCCGCCUUCCAAUAGCGUAAAAGUGCCACUUGCCUCGGCUAGAAUUCAUUCGGGUGGAACAUUCCACGCUAAUUUUGUGUGUGUUUUUAAGCAAUUUUUCGAAGCGGGUAAUGCAUCGCUCUUUACAACAACUAUUGUUUUUCUGUGCAUCUAUAUACUUUAACUGUGACUAAUCAAACAAAAUAAAACACAAAAGCACUGAAU